CGUCAAUGCUGGUUCUUUUGACAUGCCUGGGGACACAAGCACAGGUAGAAGUGCGAGAGCCACCUCCACGACGCUCAAAGUUCAGUAAAUUCUAUAUAAGCGCAGACGAUGUCGACUAUAACAUGAAGUCACCUCUCGGCGGUAAAAUCGGAUACCCCUGUCGAAACACUUCUGCGGGCCCCAUCCAAGGCACACUAGUAGCCGGACAAAAUCUCAAAGUAUCCUUCGACGGCACAGCGACCCGACAAGGUGGCGACUGCCAGUUUGCCAUUUCAUAUGAUAAUGGGGAAAACUUUGCUGUUAUCUGGGAUAAACUUGGCAACUGCUUCCUGGACACAGUCAACGGUGGCUACGAGGUACCGAUUCCAGAAAGAUUGCCGGCGUCGAAGAGCGCCGUGCUGGCAUGGUCAUGGAUUCCGUCUAUCAGUGAGAGACCGUAUUACAUGAAUUGCGCUGAUGUGAGAAUUGAGAAUUACGGUAAACAGCAGGAGUAUACGGCUAAGGAACUGCUGGUGGUUAAUGUCCUGGGAAGCCAAAGCUGCUAUCUGCAAAGUACCCGGACAAAGACACACUGCCGGAUUUGCUCGAUGCGCGCCCGCUGA
Molecule: messenger RNA, 602 nt
Organism: Kickxella alabastrina
Lineage: Eukaryota; Fungi; Kickxellomycota; Kickxellomycetes; Kickxellales; Kickxellaceae
Exons: 1
Coding region: 6-602 (198 amino acids)
Source: RefSeq, a predicted model, not a curated record